This is a messenger RNA of Ilyonectria robusta, 1045 nucleotides long. RefSeq names its product carbon-nitrogen hydrolase. The transcript is spliced from 3 exons. NCBI's taxonomy places the organism in Eukaryota, Fungi, Ascomycota, Sordariomycetes, Hypocreales, Nectriaceae. Gene Ontology annotation, molecular function: catalytic activity. The record is from RefSeq and is a predicted model, not a curated record. The coding region runs from base 61 to 1041 and encodes 326 amino acids.
AUUAAAGACAGCGACAACCUCAGUUGAAUGCGAUAUACAUCUUCAUCUUUCUAACAAACAAUGGGUACCACCGUCCGAGCCGCAGUAACUCAAGCCGAGCCAGUCUGGGCCAAUCUCCAGGGCGCUGUCGAAAAGACAUGCAAGCUCAUCGAGGAGGCAGCGUCCAACGGGGCUCAGAUUGUUGCUUUCCCCGAGGUCUGGAUUCCAGGCUAUCCUGCUUGGAUAUGGUCCCGACUAAUUGACUUCGAUCUCAAUGUGCAAUACAUCAAGAACUCAAUGGCCGUUGACUCGCUUGAGAUGAAGAAGAUCCAGGCUUGUGCCCGCGAAAACAACAUCGCCGUGUCUCUAGGCUUCUCGGAGAAUGAAAACAACUCGAUAUUCAUCUCGCAGGCUCUCAUCGGACCCGACGGUGAGAUCAAGGUGCACCGCCGCAAAAUGAAGCCCACGCACAUGGAGCGAACCAUCUUUGGCGAUGCAUCGGGUCACUGCUUGAAGAGCGUGGCUCAGCUCCCGUUUGCGCGAGUGGGAUCUUUGGCUUGCUGGGAGCACAUCCAACCGCUGUUAAAGUACAACACGAUUGCGCAAAAGGAGGAGAUUCACAUUUCGGCUUGGCCUAGUGUUACUCCUCACACCGGUGGCCCUGACCUGUGGUCCAUGAGCGCUGAAGGCUGCCAAAAUCUUUCUCAGACUUAUGCCAUUGAGUCGGGUGCAUUUGUGCUGCACAGCACCGCUCUCAUCACGGAAAAGGGAAUCAAGGCUCUAGGAACCGCUGGUGGGGCGCUCAUGUCAACUCCAGGAGGCGGCAGCUCUGCUGUCUUUGGUCCAGAUGGGCGACGAUUGAGUGAUCCGGUUGAUGAGACUACCGAGACAAUCAUCUACGCUGACCUCGACAUGGAUCAACUGAUCAAGGUUAAGAUGUUUGUGGAUUGCACUGGGCACUACAGCCGACCAGAUUUGCUGUGGCUGGGUGUUAAUGAGGAGGUCAAGCUUGUUGUUAGAGGCAAGGAGGGUGUUGUGGAGACGGAGGAGGAGGCCACCUAAUUAU